GAAGAAUUACUAUUCUGAGAUGAGAGAAGAAAGAAAAUAGACAGUUUAAAUUUUAGGUUAUGUUUGUAGUUGGCGAUUGAUAAUUUGAUAUUGAUAUUUUUAUUAUACUGGAAAUUGUUAGAAAAUUGCAAAAUGGCUAAUAAUAAUAUGGUACAUUGCCAAUUAUGGAUGGGGAGUCUGGAACCUUUCAUGACAGAAACGUUUAUUCUUAAUGCUUUCCGGAAAAUGGGCGAGAGCCCCCUUAGCGUAAAAAUUAUGCGUAAUAAAUUUACUGGAGAAGCAGCAGGAUACUGUUUUGUACAUUUUGCCUCUGAUGAAGAAGCUAUUGAUGCAAUGCACAAACUUAACUCCAAGCCUAUUCCAAAUACAACUCCCACAGUUCGAUUCAGGCUCAACAAUGCCAGUAAUUCUGGUAGAUCCCUUAUUGAUAGAGAGUUUUCUGUGUGGGUUGGAGAUUUAAGUUCAGAUGUAGAUGAUUAUAACUUGUAUAGAGUAUUUUCUUCAAAAUACAAUACCAUCAAGACAGCAAAAGUUAUUUUAGAUGCCAGUGGUUUUAGUAAAGGAUAUGGGUUCGUAAGAUUUGGAAGUGAAGAGGAAAUGAAGGACAGCUUAGUAUCUAUGAAUGGUUUUAUAGGCCUUGGAACAAAAGCUCUGAAAAUAUGUAAUGCUGUGCCUAAACCCAAGGGACUAUUACCUGGUUAUUCAGGACCUUCAAACCAGAAUGACAGUAAUGACUUCAGUCAGUAUUAUGAUCCAACAACGUAUUGGCAAAACUAUGCAUCUUGGCAGCCAGGAUAUAAUAAUUAUGACCAAUCAUCUGAACACCAAGCAGCACGUGACAAUUCAAAUGCGCAUUCUGAAAGAAAGGAGGAUGAUUUGGACUUGAUAGAACAUACCAUUCCUUUGGAUGUCGACAAAAUGAAUCGAGAGAAACUUGAUGCAGAUUGUAAUUUAUGGGAUGCCUUGGAGAGUUCCAAAUGGUUACCGUACGAAAUGGUAGAUGUUGCUUGAUAUAAAUAAUACCUGGUUGUCAAACAAAAAUAUCUCAAUGACAACUAUUUCAUGUAUUUUGAAUUUUUGACUUUGUAUGGUUUAUAGGUACAUUUUUCUAUUACUUUUAAAUCUGUUGCCCAUGUAGGUUAAAUGAAGAAGGAAAUAAAAAGAAUUUUAACUAGUGGCAAUUAGAGGUAUUGUUGAAAAUAAAAGAUAAAAUAAGCAUAAAAAAGUGGAUUGUGUUUGCCUAGCAUUUUAGAGACUUAUUUGAGAAAAAUGUAUUGAUCCAUGAAUUUAACUUCAAAUCUAAUCAGCUUAAAGUGCUUAGCCCCGGCGCAUAUUGAACCUAAGCGAGUCACAACCUGCGCCGGUGGGACGGGUGACCUGUGUAGUUAUUUUUCUAGCGUGCCACAUAUUAAACACAAGCUAACCCGACCAUCGGCUGUCGCCGUAACGAAUAGAGACGGGCAAAAUAAGUGCAAACGUGUAACGGUUACUAUUGAUACCGGUUCUCAGUGGUACUGAGUACAAAUACUGAUUACAAAAUACUGAUGUAUCUGAUCCUUGUACUGAAUUGAGUAGGCAACUAAAAAACGGUAGUUCCGUACAUGUAACUAGUAACGUUUUAAUAAUAUCUUACAUGUCCCUAGUAGUCGUAGCGGUAUGACUUUCGAAAACAUCGAAUUUGAUCAUAAGCGGGUGCAUAAAAAGAUAUCUUACACUGAGUAUUAUAUUUCUACAUACCUUUAUAAUAACAAGCAUAAGUUAAACACUGCAUUGAUUGUGAUUGCAAAAACGGUUCGCAUGUUUUAAAUAAGAUUUUUGCUGAUUAUGUUUUUGAUAAAAUAUUAAAUCACACAAAAAAUACAAUUCCCAACCAUCAUUUAAUUUUUAACGAUAAACAAAAGUCUAAUAAAUAUAUGAUGACAAGUUUAAAAUUGAGCGACUUUGUCGAUAACAGUGUCAUUAAUAAAUAUUUUUUACCAUGAAUCAUUUUCCAAUGAUUGUGUGCAUUUAGAAAUACAUACUAAACAAUUUUUUGAUCUGUAUAAAGGAGAUUAUAAUUAUGACACAUUAUGGUACUCUUUAUUUUUCAAAUAAUAUGCUCUUGUAAAUGCAUAACUUUGAUUUAUUGGCUAAAGCCACACUAACUAGAUACUUCACAAGAAAUUAAAAAUACUUAACCUGUAAAAAAUUCACUGUUUUAAUCAAAUAUAUUAUAUUGCCUACUAUUGCGCCUACUAUAUUAUAUAAUAAAAUACAUAUUAAAACAAAUAAACGAAAACUUGUAGAGUAGUGCUGAUUGAUACAACAGAGCAAUAAAAUGUUAUUCAUUCAAGAUAGUGUAAAAUAUAUCGCCGCUUAUUCAUUUCAGAUAUUUCCAUCUCGCAAAACAAAAACACCCGUCCCAAGCCCAAGAAAACUGUACGUCGAUGACAAACCUUCCCAAGCUCGACCUGCGAACGCAUGAACUGAUAGUAGGAUGCGCAGAACGGUCUACGCAACUCGCCGGUUCCAGGUUGUGUCUGCUUAGGAUCAAUUUGCGCCGGUACUUAUUAGAAGUAUACGGCUCCCUGGACGAGCUUAUAUCUUCUAGAAGUUAUAAGUAUGUCGUAAAAGAGAAAAUCUAGUUUUACGGAUGUAGUAUGCAAAUGUGACCAGAAAAAUAUAAACAAUUUAGUACUUCCCUUGAUUUUUGCUUAGUUAGUGGAUGAGCCGACAACAGUUUUCAACAACCUUUACUGCAUCAAAGUGACAACCAAAAAUGUAAGAAUAGUUUUGAGAUUUGUUGUAAAAGUUCGUUUAAUGCAUCACACAAGGUUCCUAAUGGCACCUAUGUACGCCGUUUCUCCCGCUUGGCGGCGCUACUGUAGUUGGAGGUCAACGUUUAUUAUCGAAUGAUAAACUAUAUUAAUCAUCGUCUCAAUGUUUUAUUUCUAUAGCUCAGAGGGUAUUUAUUUGGUAUUGACUCACUCCCCACACGAGUAUGACAACUGUGUAUAAUAUGAUAUGUGCGGCCUUACUUUUUUAUCAAUUUAAAAUUCACAAUUAAGUGCGCUCAGCAUUAAUCUCAUUUAAAAAUGUGAUGUUUUCAAAAUAUGGCCGCCAUGGCUGUUGCGCAUUUGGUGUAAAUUUGGUUUAAGCAUGGGUUUGAGCGCAGCUGAUUCUGCAAUGUUGUCUUAUUAAAAAAAAUAUAAUUCCUUAUGGAAAUAUAGAAUGUGUUCAUUUAAUUAAGUACAAUUAUUUGGGUGUUUGUCUACGUGAAGAGCGACCUUAAAUUUAAGGUGAAAUUAGAAAAAUUUAGGGUUAGGUUUGAUCAGGCUAUAUUUUAAUCACUAAAGAAUAUUUGAAUGGACCUACUAGAUCACUUUAAUUUUCAGUUAUUAACUUGUUUAUAUUAUUUUCGAUUAGGUUAGGCUUGAUCAGGUUAUGUUUUAGUCACUAAAAAUAUUGAGAACUUGAGAAUUAUUUAAAAUUAGUAUUUCACAUUUUUCUAUAGUAUUUUUAUUACUUCAAAUAUAAAUUUUUUUAUAUGUUCACUCCAUAACAAGCGAUUCUAGAUGUGGCAACAGUGUGAAUGUACAUAAAAUUGCAUAUAUUAAUCCGUGCGUUUAUAAUAAAUUUUGAUCUGAAUUUUAUAGUGAAGUAUUCUAUUUUUACAGUCGAAUCUAAGGGCAUUACGUAAUCUGUUUCAACAAAAUGUUUAUUGCAGAUACGUGCGUUUAUUGUCGGCACAUAUUUAUUCCUUCUUAUUACUACAAUCCACUUUUUUCUCCUCAGAAUAUCUUGAGGGAUUUUAUUUUCUCAAGUUUAAUUCACACAGCGAAUCAAAUAUGCAUUAUUUACUUGGAAAUAGAUUGAUUUGAAAUGUUGACGUAAAUUGACGUGACCUCCUACUACACGAGCGCUACCUACGUUGAGCUUUCCAGAUUAGCUGCCAUUGUAAUGUUCGGGCGCGCGACUUUUCCCCAACACGACUCUACCUUAUUCGCAGAGUCUACGAGAAGAGUACGGUAAAUUGAAGCUGUAAUUACAAAGAAACAAAUAUGUAUGUCUUUGUACUCACUUUAUCACGCACGAAUUACGGGAUCUGGAUUUCAAUGCAUAUUUUUUUUAUAAUUCUCAUAUCAAAGUUACGCGCAAUGUUAGUCAUAUUGAUGAAAAUUGGGGAAUCGUCCGCGACCCGUAAUGUUCCUGUGUAUUGCACCUAUCCUAUAUAAUACAAUCAACGCAGGUCAUUUAACCUCCAUGGGCACCGUGAAUUUACGUUAUAAGUACGUUUCUGAUGUAAGUGUAUAAUUUAUGUUUAGAAUAUUUUGAUAGAUCAUGUAAUAUUGGUAUUUUAUGUAAUAAUUAUGUAAUAAAAAUUCUUUCAUGUGAUUAAA
Molecule: messenger RNA, 4379 nt
Organism: Diabrotica virgifera virgifera (western corn rootworm)
Lineage: Eukaryota; Metazoa; Arthropoda; Insecta; Coleoptera; Chrysomelidae
Product: tRNA selenocysteine 1-associated protein 1
Exons: 5
Coding region: 133-1011 (292 amino acids)
Molecular function (GO): RNA binding
Source: RefSeq, a predicted model, not a curated record